Molecule: messenger RNA, 1011 nt
Organism: Candidula unifasciata
Lineage: Eukaryota; Metazoa; Mollusca; Gastropoda; Stylommatophora; Geomitridae
Source: the annotation of a GenBank genome assembly
AUGCCGAAUUCUACACGAACACAACGUUCUGGUGCGUUACAGACUUUCCAGAGAAUGCCCAACAUCAAAGUGUUUGGAGGAACUUCCCACCCGGAUUUAGCGCAGAAGAUAUGCCAGAGAUUGGGUAUCGAGCAAAGCAAGGUUGUAACAAAGAAAUUCAGUAAUGGAGAGUGCUGUGUGGAAAUCGGGGAGUCAGUCAGGGGGCAGGAUGUGUUCAUUGUCCAGAGUGGGUGCCGAGAGGUGAACGACAUGCUGAUGGAGCUACUUAUCACUAUCAGUGCCUGCAAGGUUGCAUCUGCCAGCAGGGUCACAGCGGUCAUUCCAUGCUUUCCUUAUGCUCGGCAAGAUAAGAAAGAUAAGAGUCGAGCACCCAUUACUGCAAAAUUGGUUGCAAACAUGUUGACAGGGGCUGGAGCCGACCAUAUCAUAACCAUGGAUCUACAUGCCUCUCAGAUACAGGGUUUCUUUGAUAUCCCAGUGGAUAACUUGUACGCUGAGCCUGCAGUGUUGAAGUGGAUCAAAGAAAACAUCCCGGAAUGGCGUAACUGUACUAUUGUGUCACCAGAUGCUGGUGGGGCCAAAAGGGUAACAGCCAUUGCCGAUCACCUCAAUGUGGAGUUUGCUCUUAUUCACAAAGAAAGGAAAAAAGCGAAUGAGGUAGCAGCUAUGGUCCUGGUUGGGGACGUUAAAGACAAAAUUGCCAUUUUGGUUGAUGAUAUGGCUGACACAUGUGGCACCAUAUGCCACGCUGCAGACAAGUUGUUAGAAGCCGGAGCCUUGAAAGUCUAUGCCAUCUGCACCCACGGUAUCUUCUCCGGACCAGCAAUCUCUCGUAUAAACAACUCUAAGUUUGAGGCGGUGGUGGUAACCAACACAAUCCCACAGGACCAGCGGAUGAAAGAGGCACCCAAGAUACAGACUGUUGACAUAUCAAUAAUUCUGGCCGAGGCCGUCAGGAGGACACACAAUGGAGAAUCAGUGUCGUAUCUAUUUGGUCAUGUACCCAUUUGA